Molecule: messenger RNA, 4080 nt
Organism: Ylistrum balloti
Lineage: Eukaryota; Metazoa; Mollusca; Bivalvia; Pectinida; Pectinidae
Product: Fanconi anemia group I protein-like
Exons: 32
Coding region: 1-4080 (1359 amino acids)
Biological process (GO): DNA repair
Molecular function (GO): DNA polymerase binding
Source: RefSeq, a predicted model, not a curated record
AUGAUGGACAAAAAAAUAAUUAAGCUGUGUGAAGAUGGUCAAAGUAAUGAGUUAGCAAAAACUGUACAAGAAAUUCCAAACCAGGAGCUAACUCACAUGAUUGAAAACAGAGCUGUUCGAGGAAAAGGAGAAGUUUUGCCUUUACUACAAGCCAUUUUACAAGGUAUGUCCGGCACAGAGCCACGGGAUGUGAAGAAAUAUGUGUCUGUGUACACUCACUGUAUCAAUCUGUUGGAGCAGAAUGAGAUGAGCAACAAAGAUUCUUCUAAUGUUGUUGGACUUCUGAUGUUAGAGGCUGAUGAACUACCUGGGAAAGCUCUGAUAGAAAUAUCAAGUUUAUUCAUUGACUUGAUCAAGAAUGGCCAGGCUCAGUGUGAAAAAGGACUGGAACUUCUGCCCAAAAUCUUGUCAGCACUGGCCAAUGAAGAAACAGUGAUAUAUGGUGACAACAGUAUGAGUGGAACAGAGUACAAGGGUCAUGUCCUAAACAGCCUCUGUUCUUGCAGAUGGAAUGCCCAGAGUGUGAUUCACCUAGCAGGGAUGUUUAAAGAUGUGAUUAUGACAUUGGAUGAGCUCAAGUUUGUAUUGGAGAAGAUACUACGGAUGAUGAAGGAAUUAGAAGUCGCAGAUUUACCAGCUCUUGUGUAUCAACUUCUCCUGUUGUCUUCAAAGGGACAUCAUCGUCUAGUGAUUGAAGGAAUCACAAACUUUUUCAUAGAACAAGACAAGCACUUUCGUGACAAAUCAACCAAUGAAGUGAGCGAGGAUCUGAUGGAAGAUGACAAUGAAGAAACAGUUCGCCAUACAGAGGGUACAGUCAUACUCCAUGUCAAUUUUGCUUCCAAACUUAACAGCAAUCUUGGGAAGGAGUUCAUCAAAUUUCUUAAGGGUCAGCAACAAGGUUGUGCCACACAGGUUCUGGCUCCAUUCAAUCUUGCCCUGGCUCUCUCCCUGUCCUGUAUCCACAGAUAUGAGGACCAGAUACUUGACUUUCUAAAGGCGACAGUUUUAAAGAGUUUUAAAGACAGUGAUAAACAGGAUCAAUCUGCUUGGUUGAGAGAGUUGGUCCCUCAGAGCUCUCAUAUAGAAGAUUUGGUGCUGGAGACCGUACAGAAUAGCGUUUAUGGCUGGGACCAUGUGAUACAGGGAUUAGUUCAUCUUGGUUUUACAUUGAUGGAUUCGUUUGGACCAAAAGCUGUUUUUGGAAGAGUGGAAGAGAUAACUAGUGUGCCGUCACAUACACCCUCUCACCGUGCCUGUAAGCUGGGCAGCAAAAUAUUACUUAAUACAUUUAAGGCUCAUGAGAUGGUCAGAGUAGAUAUAUUGGAGCAGAUAUUUAAUCGAGUGGUUACCAAGGCAACAUCACCUGUCAGCCAUUACUUGGAUCUACUGUCCAGUACUGUGAUGUCAGCACCUCAGAUCCUGCUAGAGUCGACCCCUAAAGUGAGAGAAAUGUUUGAUUAUCUGUCUUUUCUCACACCUUCCUCUGCCUACGGACUCCUCAAAGCCAUCCAACCACUGCUCAAAUUCAGCAUGUCCCUGAAGGACUCUCUCAUACUAGUGCUGAGGAAGGCAAUGUUUUCAAGGCAGCUAGACUCCAGGAAAAUAGGUGUAAAUGGAUUCCUUAUGAUCCUGAAACAUUUUCGAGUCCUUGGAGGAUUACAGCCCAGCCAGGCCAGUCAAUCUGUCUCAUCAAGCCAGAUUCAAGUGGAUGUACAUGCUCGAUACAAUCCGUCAAGUAAUGAGGCCCUUUGUCUGGAGAUUGUGGGAAAUCUACGUCGCUCCCUGACGCAACAGGCUGAUAUACGUCUCAUCUUCUAUGAGGGGAUCUACAAAGUUUUGUGUCGUAACAGCCGGCUACAGGGACCUAUCCUGAAUAUACUUUUAUCACAGUUAAAAAAAUACUAUGAACUGUCAGAAGAUGUAAACCCCCCACUGAAACUCGACAGAUGCAUAUGUGCUCAGGGAGACCAAGUUUACCUGCAGGAACCUUUGGCUCAUCUUCUUGGCUGUGUUCAGUUGUCAGUUCUGAAAGUCUCUGAUAUCCGACGUCAGCAGACGGAUGAUGAUGACGAUGAUGAUGACACUCACAUCCUGUCCGUCAAGUCUGAGCUGGAGGACAUGUUAGAAAGUAUUACCCAGAGGAUGAUCAAGUCUGAGAUGGAAGACUUUGAGCUGGACAAAGCAGCUGACUUCUCCCUGGGAAGUAGUGUUGGUAUAAAGAACAACAUCUUUGCUAUCCUUGUACUAGGGAUGUAUGAGGUACUCAUGGAAUACACUUUUCUGAAGGGACAGUUCAGUGUAAACAGUACAGAGGAAGUCUUAGGAUUAUUUGAGAACUAUCAUAAGCUGGGAUCUGUACUGAAAGAGAAGGCCACCGCUGCUACUGGGAAAAAAGGCAAAGGUCCUACCAGUAAACCCCCACGAAGUAUGUUGUCCCUGGACUGUGUCUCAGCCAUUCUGGAUGCCAUUAUCAAUGACACAGCACUCAGUCAUCAGGAGAGUGUACAAACCUUGCGUGACAACAUGGAUUUCAGAAAGUAUGUGAUGGGUGUGGCUCUACAAAAAAUCCAGCAAGUACAGGACAAGGGAGUGUGUGACGGUCUGGAGGCCAGCGAUAGCAACAAGAUACGACACCUCAUCUGCAGUCUUGGCAGUACUUUCCUGAAGCAUUACUCUGAGAACCAGAAGCCGAGUGAAGAAGGGAAGCGUAGCCGCAGUAAGGGGAUCUAUGGUCAGUGCUUGGAGGGACUGGUGAGCAUAGUGACGAUACUGACCCAGCAACACAAGGAGCAGCUGGCUUCCUGUCUCUGUGAUAUCUUAGGAGCACAGGCCUUGGAUAACCACCAGGAGGUGAUAUAUAGUAACAUCAAAAAGUUUCAGAGGCUUGUGAUGAACCUUCUAUCUGCUGAAGAUGAUGACCACAACUGGAAGGAAGUGACCCAUUUAUUGACGAUCAUCCAGCUACUGUGCCGUGAGCUGAAGGUCUCUAAUACCCAAUUUGAAAAAGUGUUGGACUGGGUUCAAAACAUCUGUACAGAACAAACCAUAGAUGAUUUAUCUACAUGUAAGCUUCUCUUUGGAAUGUUACUGGAGAUGAUCCAGCAGAGAAAGAGUUGUCCCCCUUACCUACGAGACAUAUCACAAGAUAUUCACUCACAACUUGGUGACAUUGACCAGGAGGUAGAGGUAGAGGAUCGAACCCAUCAUGCUUCUAUCACAGCACGGACUGCAGCUCCGACUAUCCUUCUCCUGGUUCUACAACAAGUGGAAAGAGAAUUAGAUGACACAGAGUGGGCCAUAGCACGGAUAAAGGCAGAAACAUUGUCUGCAGCACCAGCUGAUGACACAGAUGAUCUUACACAGCGAGAAGGCCAUGAAAAAUCAAUAUGUAGUCGCCUUGGUAUCCUAGUUACAGCCUUCCAUGAGCUCAUCCAGUCAGCCAUGCCUGUGGGAGUCUGUGUUGAGGCUAUUAUCAAACAGACCACUCGUCUCUUUGGUACUCUGACUCUUCUUGUUAAAUAUUACCUUGCCAUGUAUGCACAGAAAGUACAUCAUGUGACUGCUCGUUUUGAGAAGUUGAUCAAACUCAUUGGAACACAUCUUACACAGCACUGCUACGCCAUGAUCACGUAUAUACAGACAUCGGAGAGUGAACAUAUACAGCAUGCUGUUGAAAAACAUGGCAAAAAGGACAAGAAAAAGGCUUCAGCAGCAGUUCAGGCAGGGAAGGCUAAAGUGAUGAAGCAAUCGAAGACGAUACCAAACUUAAUAUUUGCUAUAGAAAGUUUUGAGAAAUAUCUUAUUCAACUUUCUAAAAAGUCUAAGAUAAAUUUGAUGGAGCACAUAAAGAUCAGUACUUCUCGAGAUUUCCGCAUCAACACAGCAGCCUUACAGGAAGUUAUGGCAGAGCCAUCUGACAAUGAGGACAAUGAUAGUGAUGGAAACGUUGAAGAAGAUAACACAGUCAUCAGUGAUGAUGGCAGCAAGCAAUCAGAAUCAGAGGAGGAAGAGGAUGAAGAAAACCAGGAACCUGUAAACAAACAGCUGUGUCUUGACAAGACUGUUGCUACCCAAUAA